AUGAAAUAUCAAUAUGAUCUCGGUGACGACGAAAGCUUAUCAUUAUUAGACAAUCCACUUGGUCACAUUAACGAUUAUGGGUCUAAAGCAGCACCGGCAGUAGAUGAUGUUUCCAUAUCGGUCGAAGAAGAUUUAUGGUUUCCAAAUGCGACAUCACCAAUUUCCAGUGAAGUGACAAGAAAAUACAACAUCAAGAAGUUUUUUAGUCAUAUUUUCAUGUUUGGACUAUUAAAUAUCAUACGUGGAAUAACUUUUUGUAAUCCAGUUUCCGGUGGAGUGACAAGAAAAUACAAUAUCAAGAAGUUUUUUAGUCAUAUUUUCAUGUUUGGACUAUUAAAUAUCAUAUAUGGAAUAACUUUUGGAGUAACAUUAUUUCCUCGUUAUCAUGUUCAUCAUCUUACAAUAACUAACAAUGAUGAUGAUGGAUUUGAAAGAUAUAAAUUUAUUGGUAUAUCGAUGUAUUUCAUCAGUUGUAUUGUUUCACAAGUCGCGUCAAUUGGUAGCAGAUCUCAAGGCGGAAAUUACACAAUGAUAAUGCAAAAAAGGAAAGAGGCAGAAAUAAUUAGAUACCAUAUUGCACCGGAACAAAAUAAAACUAUUCCAGUGGGAAAAAUUGAAGAAGUGAUUUACACAACAAUCUUCGCUUAUGGACUAAGUGCCACGCUAACUGGUAUCGGACUUUUAUUAUUUGUAAUAUUCAAAUCCAAGAUUGGUUUCUUUUUGGAAUUUUUUCCAAGACACAUUUACAUUGGAGCAACUGGCGGUGUUGGCUUUUACUUGAUAAUUUAUGCUUGGGAUCAUUUGGCCGAUGAUUUGGCAUUUUCUUUGCCAAAGAAUCCAAUCACUAUUUUUGAAUUCUACACUCAGUUCAAUUUUGGAUUGAUUAAUUGGGGAAUAAUAAUAAGAACUAUUCCUAUAAUGCUUGUUCUCGCAUUCUUUACGAUAUUGAGUGUGCAAAUAAACAUUAGUAAAUUGGAACUCUCGUUUGAUGACAAUCAACUAAACACAGAUCUUUCUUUGGAAUACAAAGACUCUAACACAUCGAUUAAACCAGGAGAAAAAGAAAAUAAUCGCGUUAUUAUAGGACUGAUGCUUGCAUUUUUGUCUGGUGUAAUGGUAGUUAUCGGGCCAUAUUUCAUUAAAUAUAUCCCUAGGAUACUUGUGGGUGCAAUAAUCUUCUACGUAGGAUUGGAGAUGAUAUAUGAUGCAUUGAUAAAGUCGUGGAAAUAUGUCAAUAGAUCAGAAUACAUCAAUAUCAUAGCCACAGUAAUUGCAAUGGUAAUCAUCGGACUUAUCGAAGGAAUAUUUUUUGGAAUCGUGAUCUCUUAUAUAUUUUUCAUGGUAUUAAAUCAUCAAAAAGGUGCUAUUAAAGCAUCGUUUUCGGGAAACUCAGCUAGAUCUUCGGUUAGAAGGCAUUACCGAGACCAAAAGUUUCUCAAAAAACUUGGUAGCCAAAUCUAUGCAAUGAUGUUACAAGGAUAUAUGUUUUACGGAUCAAUGAAAGGAGUUGAAGAUGUUAUAAAGAAAGUUUUGAUUGAUCGUGAACAAAAAACCAAGCCAAUUAGAUUCUUUAUUUUGAAUAUGCUUUGUGUCACUGGAUUUGAUAUUAAUUCUGUCCAGGUGCUUGAAAGAAUUCAAAAGUAUCUUCAACAUCAAAAUAUAUACCUUGUAAUCUGUGGAAUAUCAUAUGAAUCGCAAGUCCAUAAACCAUUAAAGAAGUUGUCAUUUUGGAAAGACUUGACUAAUAAUGAGCAUGUAAAAUUUUUUGAUGAAUCUAACGAAGCAUUAGAAUGGUGCGAGAAUUCACUGUUGGGAACUUAUUAUGCUAAACACAAAUCAUCACUCAAUAAUAAUCAACUUGUUGGAGUACAACAUGAACCCAUGCCAUCUUUACUUAGCGCAUCCAGUGGAUCUUUUCGUAGUCGUCAAUUUGAAGAUGCCGGAAAGGGUGCAUUUGAAAAUGAACUUCGUUUUAAAAGUAAAAACAGACUUGUAAAUAUUUUAAUGAAAGCAUUUAAUGAAAUUACCAAUGAACAAGAAGAAUUCUAUAAUUUGCUGUCUCAGUAUUUUACAAAGGAAGAAGUACAACGAGAUUCAACCUUGUGGGGGCCAGGAUCGGACCCCAAUUGUAUAUAUGUGGUGGAAGAAGGACAGUUGACGAUCACAUGGACAUCAUGGACAUCGGCAGACAACAAACCAAAUAUAAUUGAGAGCAUUUUACCACUUACCAUGGUAGGCGAAUUGGGAUUUUUCACUGAUAAUCCACGACAAACAAAUUUGGUGACGAAAAUUCCAUGUGUCCUAUGGAAAAUGGAUCGGAAUGCUUAUUUGACUAUGACGAGAUCAAAAACAGUAGAAUCAUCUUCAGAGAAAGAGCAAAAUCAAGGAUUAUUUAUUAAUGAUAAUGACGAUCCCGAAAUAGAAUAUUCAUUCGAACUAUUGAAGAAAGUGCCAUUGUACAAUUAUGGGAAAUAUGCUACGGAAUUAAGAUUGACAGAUAAAAUUGACACAUUCGACUUGGAUAAUAAAUGGUUGCUUACUCAUCCAAAAUUCAAUAUUAAUUUCCAGAAUCUUUGCAAGUUGAGAUGUGACUCGACUUACAAUUCAAAUUUUUUCAAUAAGUUAUCAGAAGUUUCCAGAAACAUUCAAGUGUUAGAAAUCUAUUUCAAGAAUAAAAUGACUGACAAUGAGGGACUAGCCAAUUUGAUCCAGUCACAGAAACAAAUCAAGAGACUUCGAUGUUUCUCACAUAGAAACAUUAAUAUUUCUAAUAAUAUCAAAAAAGCAAUUUUGAAUUAUCAUUCAAAUUCAUUGAUUGAAUAUUUUAGUUUUGGGUUUAAUAAUUUGGAUUAUUCGGUCAUGGAAUUCAAUAAUUUAAGGUCGUUGCAUUUAUAUGAUAAGAGUUCGGCAAAUAGAACACCAUUAUUGAACACGGUCCAGAAACCUACUUCUUAUCAAAGUAUCAUAGACGACGAAGUCGUUAUUGAAAGCGAAAAUUUGUCAACAUGGCAAUUAAUUAAACUUACUAUUUGUUUGACAGGGUUACAAUUUACAUGGACUGUGGAAUUAUCAUAUGGCACGCCGUAUCUUAAAUCGUUAGGGCUAUCACCUGAACUGGUCUCUUUAGUAUGGUUGGCGGGACCUCUUUCAGGUCUAAUCAUACAACCUUUGGUAGGUGGAUUGAGUGAUAAAAGUACUUUUAGUAUAGGUCGUAGGAGACCAUAUAUUAUAAUUGGCGCAUUCAUGGUUUGUUUAUCGAUGGCUGGUAUUGCUUAUGCUAAAGAAUGGGCCACUUUAUUAGUUGUGCAAGCAUCAUGUCGAGCCUUGAUAUUGGAUGUAGCACCGUUGUAUCAACAAGAGAUAGGAAACGCAUGGGCAAGCAGAAUGAUGCAUUUCGGUAAUGUUAUUGGAUAUUUUACUGGAUUUUUAAAUUUGCUGGAUUUAUUUCCUUUGUUAGGGAACAGUCAAUUGAAAAUAUUAUGUGUGAUUGCUUGCACUGUUUUUAUAUUAUCUAUACUCAUCACUUGUUUAAGUACAAGAGAAGUUGUCUACGAACCUAUCGAUGAAGACAUGAAUACAACGUGGAUUGCAGAAAUCUAUUUACAUUGGUAUCCCAACGAUCCGGAUUUCCUCGUUAAUGCGGCUCGGGCAGGUUCAUUUGGUCUACUAAUGUACUCUUUUGUAUCAGUUGCUGCUGCCAUGAUUCUUCCUCACCUAACACCAACAUCUCAUUCAAGUCCUAAUAACCCAUUCACCCUCUAUAACAUCUAUACCAGUUCAUUGGCCUUGUUUAGUAUCCUGAUGAUGUGCACAUAUUUUGUAAGAACUGUGACAGAAUCAAUCAUUUUGAUUGCUUUUGUUGGUAUUCCUUGGUCUGUUACCAUGUGGGUGCCAUUUACGCUAGUUGAUGUUAAUAAUAAUAAUAACAAAAGGGAAAGGACAAGAAGCGAUAAUAUUAGUAUUAAACCUAGAAUUAACCAAGAUCUUGAAAAAAAUGAGGGUGAUUACAAUGAUGACCAUGUUGACAGUAGAAAAAAUGACAAUAUUAAUAAUGAUGAAAAUAGUGUUGGAGGAAUCGAGGGUGGUAUUGAUUCUGGAAUUAUAUUGGGAGUACAUAAUAUUUAUGUUGUAGCACCACAAUUCAUUGUUUCAUUGAUAAGCGCAUGUAUAUUUUCAUUAUUAAGAAAAAUUAAUAAUCAUAAUUAUGAUCACGGUGGUGGCGCAAAUGAAAUGAGUGAUGAUGGAACUGGGUGGGUGUUGAGAUUUGGUGGAUUGAUGUCUUUGGUUGCUGCAGUUUUAUCAAGAUAUUUAAUUGAUUUGCAAGUUUAUCGUACGUAA
This is a messenger RNA of Entrophospora candida, 4338 nucleotides long. The record is from the annotation of a GenBank genome assembly. Lineage: Eukaryota; Fungi; Glomeromycota; Glomeromycetes; Entrophosporales; Entrophosporaceae.